CAUUGCUGCGUCUCAUGUAUGCUCGAACCAGUCUUGCGUCUUAUUUUUAACAGUUUGGCGAUUUCAAGCCUGCGUCCCGAGGUAACGAUACACGGUCCAGACCAAAACCACGGGCCCCACGCAGGCGGCUAGCCCUGGCAGGCGCGACCCUUUGCCAGGCCCCUCCCUUCCUUGCUUUGCCUCACAGACCAUGUCAGCGAUCCCGCAGGAGCCCUCACUGCCGCCGACCACUGAACCAGCGCCAGCGACCGCGCCUCUCUGUCUUUUCCCUCUUCCCCCACUAGUACACAAAUUCACGCGCGCUUCCGCAUUUCCAGAUUACAGGAUCUCGACAAGCGCGCUGCUAUCCUCCAAUCUCUGCUAUUUUCAGCCCUCGCGAUCCCCACGAGACCCGAGCCCGUCCGGCCUCGCUCCUUCCUCAUCAAACAUGGCGCGCGGCAACCAGCGGGACAAGGCGCGUGAGAAGAACCUCAAGGCCCAGGCUGCCCAGAAAAGCAAGAACAACAAGACCGGCUCCGAGAUGCAGCGUGACAAGGAGGCGGUGGCCGAGAUGAUGCGCAAGAAGCAGGCUGCCGGUAAGUCUACAUUUCCUGCCUGGCAAGGCCACUAGGAGAGUGUUUCCUCCUGUCUGUCUGACUGUCCCACGGAGACUAACACGACUCCUCCACCUUAGCCGACGCAAAGAAGGCCGAAGCGGCCGUUAAGAAAUAAUGUACUUGCCGCUAGUCAUUGCUCGACCUCAGCCGGAGCCAUAGCAGAAGCAGCAUUCACCAGACGCAAUCAGGAAGACGCGAGUCCCCAUGCUUGGAUACCGUAUCGCGUGGGAAAGACUUCUCUAUAACUUGCAGACAGGCAUGGAGCAGGGAAGUUGCAGCUUGGCCCUUGGGGCUGGAAUCCGAACCUCCUUGCUCUGUUUCAUGGUCUUGCCUGUCCAGGUCUUGUCAAGUUUUGACUACCCCAGGUGUCAUUGCUCUCAACCAUUAGAACUCAAUUUUAUAGCGAAGCCGUGUUUCAAUUUUCUCCCCCAAU
Molecule: messenger RNA, 1029 nt
Organism: Microdochium trichocladiopsis
Lineage: Eukaryota; Fungi; Ascomycota; Sordariomycetes; Xylariales; Microdochiaceae
Exons: 2
Coding region: 191-610 (139 amino acids)
Source: RefSeq, a predicted model, not a curated record